Molecule: messenger RNA, 1809 nt
Organism: Erythranthe guttata (spotted monkey flower)
Lineage: Eukaryota; Viridiplantae; Streptophyta; Magnoliopsida; Lamiales; Phrymaceae
Product: mitochondrial fission protein ELM1
Biological process (GO): mitochondrial fission
Cellular component (GO): mitochondrial outer membrane
Source: RefSeq, a predicted model, not a curated record
GUGGAGAAGAGAGGUCAGUUGAAGUACGGAACACGAAAAUUGAACCAUAAACUCCUUCCACUGCUGAAUCGGAGUCGAUCUUAAAUCUCAUCUAGGGUUUUGUUUCAAUUUCCACCGAAAAUAUAUAAUAAUUUUGUUGUUUCUAUCAUAUGCUGUAAAUGAAGCCGAUUAGGCUUCCGGAGCCACCAGGCAGCCCUAAAUCCACCGGCGGAGUGCCCGAUAUUUUCGAAGGCGGGGUUUACGGUAUCAUCCGCCGCGCCGUCAUAAUCGGCAACGGUUUUCCGGCGUCGGAGAACCAGAGCAUCGGGUUGGUUCGCGCCCUCGGCUUGUCUGAAAAGCAAACUUUCUAUCGGGUUACGAGACCAACAGGAGGAGUCAAUGAGUGGCUGCACUGGCUACCAGUUUCUGUCCAUAAGAGGUUGUACUAUAUAAUUAGCCGGAUAUAUCGGUAUUCAAGAUUUUUGAUUGCUACAAGAGCGAAUAAGCUAUUACCUCAGCCAAGGGAGAAUGGCGGCGGCAUAGGUUUGUCAUCAGUGUUGGAAGCUGAUGUAAAGAACAUUGUCAGAAUGGCUAAAGAAACUUUUGAGAAGGAUGGUCCAUUACUCGUGGUUGCAUCCGGCAGAGAUACCAUUUCAAUUGCAAGCUCUAUUAAACGAUUAGCAUCUGAAAAUGUUUUCGUUGUCCAGAUUCAGCAUCCAAGAUCCCAUUUGGAUAGGUUCGAUAUGGUGAUAACCCCACAACAUGAUUACUACCCGUUGACCCCUCAUGCGCAGGAGCAGGUCCCUCGCUUUCUUCGGAAAUGGAUAACACCACAGGAACCUCCUAAUGAGCAUGUUGUCCUCACAGUAGGAGCACUUCAUCAAGUAGAUUCUGCUGCACUUCGUAGUGCGGCCAAUGCCUGGCACGAUGAAUUCGCACCUUUGCCGAAGCCUUUGCUUGUUGUCAACAUUGGAGGGCCUACAAGGUACUGCAGAUAUAGCACAGACCUAGCAAAGCAACUGAGCGCGUCUUUGCACAAUGUUCUCACAAGCUGCGGAAGUGUGAGAAUAUCUUUUUCAAGAAGGACACCAGAAAAGAUAUCUAAUAUGAUAAUCAAAGAACUCGGAACUCAUCCCAAAAUAUACAUAUGGGAUGGUGAAGAACCUAAUCCACAUAUGGGACAUCUAGCUUGGGCCGAUGCUUUCAUAGUCACUGCUGAUUCAGUUAGUAUGUUGAGCGAGGCUUGCAGCACAGGGAAACCUGUUUAUGUUAUUGGAGCCGAACACUGUACAUGGAAGUUUGUGGAGUUCCAUAAGAAGCUAAGGGAAAGAGGUCUGGUUCGACCUUUUACAGGUCUUGAAGAUAUGUCGGAAAGCUGGAGUUACCCUCCUUUAAGUGAUACUGCAGAGGCAGCAAAUCAGGUGCAUAAAGCAAUUGCUGAGCGUGGAUGGAGAUUACGGCCAUAGGAGGACACCAUUCACUUUUGUCAUUUUGGCUUUGGAUAAAUCUCGUCACCUAAUUUGUUUUUGUAGUAGCGGCAUAUGUUCUUUUUUUCUAAGUUAUAGCCUCCAUAAAAAAAAAAGAAAAAGAACCACAGGUAUAUAAUAUAUAUCAUAUAUGUGUUGUGUUGAGCUCGAGCAGCGGUUGCAAUUCUUUAACCUUUUAUGGGUUUUUUGGUACUUGUACAAUAAAUUCGAAAGAUGAGCGAUACCUUGAGUUGGCCUUUUCGAUUAUUUGAGAUUUAAAUUUUAAGUUUCUAUAACCAUAGCAUUCUCAGUUUCCCCUAUUUCAUUGAGAUGCAUCGAAUGUUUAUAUAUCUCCCUUUUGACA